AUGAGGGUUGAACUCCCUAGGGGCUUCAAGCCUCCAACCUUUGAGACCUAUGAUGGGAAGGGUGAUCCCAACGACCACAUCAGCUAUUUCAACGCCAUGAUGAUGGUGUAUGGUGGGUCCGAUGUGGUGUCCUACCGCUCCUUCCCCACCUCCCUUAAGGAGCCAACAACACUGUGGUUCGCAAAGCUGAAGCCCAAUUCGAUCAGAAGCUUCACCGAGUUGGCCAAAACGUUCAUGAGCCGUUUCCAGAGCAGAGUGAAGCAAAAGAAGACCGCUGCCAAUUUGCUGGUCGUCAAACAGCGACCUGAUGAGUCCAUUAGGGAUUAUAUCACCCGCUUCAACGCGAAGAGCCUGGAGAUCAAGGACUUGGACGAUGCAAUGGCCUUCAACACCUUGCAUAAUGGGGUCACCAACCACGACCUAGUGAAGUUGCUUACCCUGGACCCAGUGACCACCAUGCCGCAGCUACUGGACCGUUGCUACCAGUACGCCAAUAUGUUCGAUAUCAUGAAGGCGAGGAAGGCGGUGGAUACAAAGGCUCCAAAGAAAAAGAAAGCGAGUGAGAAGGAUGAGAAAAAGAAAGACUCCAAGAGGGCGAGGUCCGACCGAGACCAGAGCCCAGACUACACCCCGUUCAACACCAACAGGACCAAAAUCCUGAUGAAGGUGUAUGAUCGAGGGGCGAGACAGCAGUGGCCCAGGCCGAUGUUCUCUAGGCUUGAGGACAAAAACAAGAAUAAGUUCUACAAAUUCCACAAGGAUGUCAGCCAUGACACCGAGGAUUGCAGACAACUAAAGAGAGAGAUCGAAGACGUGAUACAGAAAGGCCAUCUGAGGUGUUAUGUCAAGGAAGAUGGGAAAGAUAACUCCAGAGGUCGUGAGGCCGCAAGAAACUACCACAGGAAAGAAGACAUAGCCCGCAGGGGAGAUGACUGA
This is a messenger RNA of Telopea speciosissima, 936 nucleotides long. RefSeq lists its product as uncharacterized. The record is from RefSeq and is a predicted model, not a curated record. The coding region runs from base 1 to 936 and encodes 311 amino acids. NCBI's taxonomy places the organism in Eukaryota, Viridiplantae, Streptophyta, Magnoliopsida, Proteales, Proteaceae. The transcript has 2 exons.